Molecule: messenger RNA, 2732 nt
Organism: Phragmites australis (common reed)
Lineage: Eukaryota; Viridiplantae; Streptophyta; Magnoliopsida; Poales; Poaceae
Product: ubiquitin-like domain-containing protein CIP73
Exons: 17
Coding region: 216-2303 (695 amino acids)
Cellular component (GO): BAT3 complex
Molecular function (GO): polyubiquitin modification-dependent protein binding; misfolded protein binding
Source: RefSeq, a predicted model, not a curated record
AAUUACAAAAACGCACCCCCGUUUCUUUUUCCUCGCACCUUCUCUCUGCUCUUCCACUCCGCUUCCCCAAAAAUAUCCCCGCCUAGGGUUUCCUCCGGCUGCUAGGGUCCGGCGAUCCGCUGCCGCCGCUGCCGUCGAUUCGAGGGUUUGCGGAAUCGGAUACCUGCACCCGAGUCAGAUUUCGACACACGCACCUGUGCCCCGUACAGGAGAUCAUGGAGAGUAGUUCAGAUGUACAAAUGUCAAAUUGUGCUGGAGGUUCGGAGACUACAAUCGAGAUCAAAAUUAAGACCUUGGAUUCUCAAACAUACAAUUUGCGUGUGAAUAAAUGUGUGCCAGUUCCUCUGUUAAAGGAAAAAAUUGCUACUUUAACUGGAAUAUUGUCUGAACAGCAGCGCCUGAUUUGUCGCGGGAGAGUCUUAAAGGAUGAUGAACUCCUGUCUGCAUAUCAUGUUGAAGAUGGCCAUACAUUGCAUCUUGUUGUUAGACAACCAGGCCAGUCAGCUACAUCAGGAAAUUCAGGAACUGAAGCUAACACAUCAAAUUCUGGUAGCCAUCGCAGUCCCACAGUGGCUCGAAGUAUUGUACUUGAGGCUGUCAAUGUGGAUCGUGGCAGCAGUGAACUCCCAGCUUUUGCUGCCCAGAUUAUCCAAAGCCUGCUUGGACCGUUCAGCACACAAUCUUCGGGUGCACCAGCACCUUCUGACACCAGACCUUCAGAGGCUACACAAUCUUCUAUCCCAAAUAAUGUAAGAGUUGAACUUGACCAACAACAGGUUCCUCUACUUUUCCAGUCUGAACCGGCACAUGGGUCAUCACAGCCAAAUGUCAUCCCUGAUGCCUUGACAACUAUUUCUCAGUUCAUUGACUAUAUGAGGGACUCAUUUAGGAGGGAAGGCUUUAAUCAAAAUGGACAAACAGAGGGUAAUAUGGAACACAGAACUGCAGGAAGUACUAGUGUUGGUGGUACUCAAAAUCAGGAAAGCCAGCCUGAUUCAGCUUCCACACUUGGGCUUCCUACUGCAGCAUUGCUAGCCGAAACUAUGCACUCUACUAAACAAAUUGUUGAGCAGGCUGGAGCAUUGCUAUCUCAACUAUCAACUCAGUUGGGAGAUCUUGUGAAUGUAACUGAUUCUGCAACACGGAGGAACCUUCAGAGUAGUGCGAUGCGCUCGGGUGUUCUCCUCCAGAACCUUGGUUCUUUGCUUCUAGAACUUGGUCGCACCACAAUGAUGCUACGUAUCAAUCCUGCAUCUUCAGAAGCGGUUGUAAACUCUGGACCAGCUCUUUACAUAUCUCCAUCUGGGCCAAAUCCUCUUAUGGUUCAACCUGUUCCAUUUUUUCCAGGAAGGUCUGUCCAAAUGGGUCCAGUAUUUUCUAGUCUUAAUUCACAAGGCUCUGUGCUACACCCAAGAGAUGUUGAGAUCCAUGUCCACACAAGUGGGUCUGUGCCUGUAGCCAGUACCAACCCAAGUGAACCGGCUGGUGCACAACAAGCACAGCAACAUACAAAUAGGGCAGGAGAUGCUUCACACGCAAAUUUUGGUGAAGCAUUUACAGGGGUUGCAAGUGUUGCUCCUUUUUCUGUUGAGUCUGGAGUUAGACUGUUGCCACUUAGACCAGUGGUUGCCAUGCCUGCUGGCAUCAGUCGUGCUCUGUCAGGGUCCUCUAGUGGAGUUGGUAUUAUCUAUCCACUGGUCACCAGAAUUCAACAAAGAGCAAACACUAAUGGUAGUGAUGAACGAAAUGGUCAAUCUCCAACUGAACCUGCUCGCAGUAGCACCCAUCCUAACCAGCAACCGAUUCCUCAGUCAUCUCAAGCUCGCGAAGCAGGUAAUCUGGGAUCUCCAAUUGAUGUCAAUGUGGGAAGUAUCUCUGAUGCCUCACCUGGGCAGCAGAAUGGCCUGGGUCCUUUUUCUCAUUUAAUGGACAGUCUCCAUAAUUUAUUUUCUGGAUCACUGUUCUCUGGGGAAAAUGGCCGAGCAAAUGGCACAAGUCAGCAAGCACCAAUGACUUAUGCUGAGCAGGGAGAUGCUAGAAAUCGUGGAACACCCGAAGUGUCAGUAGUCAGUGAGGAGGGGCUACGCUUUGCUAACAUGGUCCAACAAAUUAUGCCAUUUAUCUCCCAAAUUGAAACACAGCAUCAAAGUGCCCCACCAGACAGUAGCAGCAUUCCUUUACAGGCUGCAUCUGAGAGCUCAAACAGAGCAAGGGAUGGUCCAAGUGAUUCCAGGAAUUCCCACCAACAUAACCGUGACCGAAUUGAUGAGCCUAAUUCUAAAAGGCAAAGAACAAGUGACUGAUUCAAAACUGCCUGUGAGCCGAUAAUUUUCCCAGUUCUUGCUAUCCCAGAGAUGAAUUAUCAUAUUGGGAGGUGAGACAAAUGGAUUUAAUGGUCGUAUAUAGUUGGCAUCGAGGACAUCGGAGGCUCCUAUCCUGUAUCUUGUUAACUAUUAUUUUCGAGAGCACAAAUACCAUACAUGCUGGCAUCCCAUCUCCAGAAUCUGUAGAAGUUUAAUUUAUUCGGGGUGGACCGAUUUGUGCAAUGAAUCAAGCCUGCUUUGGUGGUUCUUGCCGUAGCAUGUGGAUGUCUUUUGCCAUCAAUAAUAUCGUUAUGAAAUGUACAGUUGAAGUUUCCAUGGUGUAUUGUCAUUGGCUGUUUUUAAUGUGAUAUUGAUUUUGUAGCAAUUGAUAACAUAUUGUGAGAGAAAGUAAGGUCAAAGUUUAUUUUU